UUCUUUUCUCUUGCUAGUUUGUAUCUUUCUUCUGCUGUUGGGAUUUUUCUACAAUCCGUUGACCAAUGAUUAAGGUUACAAAAUGGACAUGGCCACUUUGGUUUACUUCUUUCUUCUUGCUUUGGUUGAAUUUGGUUUUGUAUUUUUACUUCUUUUUUCUUUGGUUCUUCCUUUCUUUGUUCUUUUGUUGUGUAUUGCAUUGUGGUUUUCCCAAAUUUAUAUGGUGUUUUUUGUCUUUUAUCUUCGUUAAUUUCUUGAUGUGAUUCUUUGUAUACUUCGUUUACUGCUUGCUCUUCUUUUAUGAUUUCUGCCAAAUUUUUUAUUAAGAUUUCUGUAUUCCAUUCGUUUGAUUGUCUCUUCUUACUUAGCAUUUGCCUUAAGACGGCUUUGCUUAAUUUUUGCUCUAUCAUUAGAGAUAUUGCUGGAAUAUUUAUUGUUUGUUUGUGUGUCUUCAUUAAUCGAUUUAUUCUUUGUAAGUCGCGUAACAAUUUUAUGUCGUCGUUAAAAUUUUGACUGGUCUUUAAUCCUAGUAAUUCUUUGUUUAAUUUUCUUAUUUGUGUUUCUUCUUUCUCA
Molecule: messenger RNA, 573 nt
Organism: Meloidogyne enterolobii
Lineage: Eukaryota; Metazoa; Nematoda; Chromadorea; Rhabditida; Meloidogynidae
Source: the annotation of a GenBank genome assembly